AUGUUUUCUCCACAAAUUGAAUGGUAUUGUGCUCAAUGUGGAUCUGACCCAACCGAUCGUCGAAAAUAUUGUACUGAUUGCGAUUCGAUGCUUACUUGGACAUGUAUUGGUUCGGGAAAAUCUGGUUUGUACACACAUUAUUAUCGUCAUCGUGAUAAUUGUAAUUAUUGUACACCAGAACUUGAAGAAGAAAGACAAGAACAAAUAGAAGAGAAGCAAGUUGCCAUUCAGCAACGCUUUCAAACUUUAGAUGAUAAUCAGCGUCCAUGGUCAGAAUGGAAACGUACUGAUGUUUCUUGCAUACCGCAUACUGGGCAUGACGUUGAACAAGUACAAGAAUUAUAUUCUAUGUGUGAAGAACCAUUGAUAAAUUACUGUUCCCAUAGAGACAAGGUACUUGCAAACAGUACCACCACAUCAUAUUUAUCUCCUAUGAAUUUGCUUGUGGUUACAUUAUGGUAUUUAAAACGUUAUCAUUCUGAACGCUACAUUGCUUCAGAAUUGAAUUUUAGUCAACAAGCGGUGAAUUAUUCCUUAUCAACAGUAGUGGAUAUUUUACAUUCGUGUGUAUAUCCAGCACUCGUUUCUUUACCUGCUGAUCUAGCUAGCAGAAGAACACCACAUGGACCUCAACAACAUCAUAAACUAAUUGUUGACUCGACUUUUAUUGCAAUUAAUGAACCGCAUGAUUCAGAACAACGUAAAAAAUAUUAUCAUGCAAAAAGUCCAACAAAUUAUGCAAUAAAAGUGCAGGUAGCAUGCGAUUUUCGCCAUCGAAUAGUACAUGUAUCUGAAUGUUACCAUGGAAGUAUACAUGAUAUUACAGUUCUUCGAGAAUCAGGACUAUUAGAACAUGUUGAAGAAUCUGUACAAAUUAUUGGUGACAAGGGAUAUAUCGGUGAAGAAUACGUAGUCACUCCAAGAAAGAAACCUCGUGGACGUGAAUUAACACAAGAAGAUAAAGAUUUCAAUCAUGAUAUUAAUAGCGCAAGAGCAGCGAUUGAAAAUAUUAAUCAAAGGCUCAAAACUUAUGUUAUUCUUGGUGGUGUUUACAGAGGACCUAUUGAUGAUUUUCAUAAAAUAACUAAAAUCAUACAAGUCGUUGCUGCUUUAUGUAAUUUGAACUUAAAUAAACAUCCUAUUCGUAGAUAA
Molecule: messenger RNA, 1152 nt
Organism: Rotaria sp. Silwood1
Lineage: Eukaryota; Metazoa; Rotifera; Eurotatoria; Philodinida; Philodinidae
Source: the annotation of a GenBank genome assembly